Diaporthe citri is the source of this 594-nucleotide messenger RNA. RefSeq lists its product as uncharacterized. The record is from RefSeq and is a predicted model, not a curated record. The transcript has 3 exons. NCBI's taxonomy places the organism in Eukaryota, Fungi, Ascomycota, Sordariomycetes, Diaporthales, Diaporthaceae. The coding region runs from base 1 to 594 and encodes 197 amino acids.
AUGCUUCUCGACGAGGCCGAUGUGUUUCUGGAGAAGAGAACGAUAUCUGAUCCACAGAGGAACAGUCUGGUCUCAGGUCUGCUAUCAACUGCCAGCUUCACAGUGUUCCUUCGUAUCGUCGAAUAUUACCGCGGAAUUCUCUUCCUGACCACUAAUCGGGUCGGCCAGUUUGACGAUGCUUUCAUAAGUCGGAUCCAUACCGUGAUACACCAUGAGAACUUCUCGAAUGAUGAACAAGACCGCAUUUGGACCCAAUUCUUCAAGAAACUGGAAAAGGAACGGCGGAAAGACACAAGGAUUGAUCGUAGCGCGUGGAAGUAUGUCUUCGAGAGCAAGGACUUGCGGAAGAUUGAAUGGAACGGGCGACAGAUUCGGAACGCGGUGGCGUUUGCCGAGUAUCGGUUCCUGCAGCUGGAGGACAAAGAAGAAGGGGAGAAAGCGUCACUGGAGGACCAGGACUUCGCAAGAGUAUGCGAGAUGACCAUUGCGUUCCAGGGCUACAUGACUUCGGUCCACGGCGGCGACGAGUCGAGGAGGGCAAGGAACGAGCGCAUCCGCGACGACAAGUUCAAAGAUGGGUCGAGUUCCUUUUGA